Molecule: messenger RNA, 402 nt
Organism: Brugia pahangi
Lineage: Eukaryota; Metazoa; Nematoda; Chromadorea; Rhabditida; Onchocercidae
Source: the annotation of a GenBank genome assembly
AUGAGUAUGUUCCCGGUGCGCGUUGUAGUGGAAUCGGUUCGACCACAACAUUGCCUCACUUGCGCACGUGAUGGUCAUAUGCUUGUCGAUUCUUAUGCAAUUGUUUCCGGUGCGACUUUGCUCAGUCAGCUGGUCGAUACAGUGCUUAGUGCUUUAGGCAUGCCACAAUUAGCCGUCAAUUCAAAAGGCUAUAACAUGAGGAGACGUCAAAGUAGUCAGCCAUUCACUGAUCCAAUCCUAAUCGUUGUAAUUAUCUUGAUCAGCACGAUCGUUUACUGUUGCCAUUAUAACGGUACAGUCAUUCUUCAAUCUGUUACUCCGUCGGUCAAUAAAUUAGACGAUGAAUCCAUUUUCUAUUUUUCGAUAUCGAAAGUUAGUGAAAAUUCUUGGAAACGCCCUUGA